GGAAGCCGUGUUGUUGUUAGCGGAAGUCAGCCUGCUAGCUUCAGGAGAGCAGUUGGUGGUGAAUCUGUCCUUUCUGUAAGUAACCUCAGAGACUCAGUCUAACACACCGGAGCCCAUGGACCCGCGGAUUAGAGCACUGAACCUGCGGUGUGUCCGUCGGUAGUGUAACUCCCGGUGGUGCCGAGCGAGGAGGCGCCGGGGCCCGGAACCAGAACCAGAACCGGGACCAGGACCAGGCCCCGGACUAACGGACACAACCGGCGCUGUUGCCAACGACAACGGCGGACUGACCGUUGGAGUGAGUGGAGGAACUGGCAUGUUAAGAGACGUGUAAUGCGCGUGACUUGCUGUCUCCGUAGCUAGACAGCAGGUUCGUAGAUGAAUCCCCGGUUCUUGUGCUCUAGUCCCCGGUAUUUACGGUGUAUCAGAUCCGGUGUAGCAGCAUGAUGGGACAGCGUGAGUUCAGCCUGAAGCGAGCUAGCUCAAACAGCUAACACCGGACAUCAACUCCUAACUCCGUCUAAAAGAUAAAGUAUGAGCGCUACCGCUGAGUGUAUGUGACUGAAGCUGUCUUAUAUCCUCUAACAUUAGUCAGUUCGCUUGUUAGCCCUUCUAGAUGUCUCUGUCUCGAGUAUAGUGGGUGUAGCUGAGUCGUUAGCUUGCUAUAGUUAGCCUCCUCCGCCCAGAUGAAGGAGUACAAAGUGGUGGUGCUGGGCAGCGGCGGCGUCGGUAAAUCCGCGCUCACCGUCCAGUUCGUCACCGGCACCUUCAUCGAGAAGUACGACCCGACUAUAGAGGACUUCUACCGCAAGGAGAUCGAGGUGGACUCGUCUCCCUCCGUGCUGGAGAUCCUGGACACGGCGGGCACCGAGCAGUUCGCCUCCAUGAGAGACCUGUACAUCAAGAACGGCCAGGGCUUCAUCCUGGUGUACAGUCUGGUCAACCAGCAGAGCUUCCAGGACAUCAGACCAAUGCGAGACCAAAUAGUGCGGGUGAAGCGCUUCGAGAAGGUGCCGUUGAUCCUGGUCGGGAACAAAGUCGACCUGGAAUCUGAGCGCGAAGUGGCCGGGGCGGAUGGACGAGCUCUGGCUCAAGAGUGGGGCUGCCCUUUUAUUGAAACUUCUGCCAAGAGCAAGACUAUGGUGGACGAGCUGUUCGCAGAGAUCGUCCGACAGAUGAAUUAUUCCACACUGCCGGAGAAGCAGGAACAGUGCUGCACAGCCUGUGUGGUGCAGUGAGGAAGAGAUGCAUCAUUUGUCUGGAUCACCACAAUGAUUUUGAUGAACCAUGAACCUGGGGACAAACUUACCGCAGCUGGUAAAGUUUCUGUUCAGUGUGGUUUCUGGCUGUCUAUCACAGAGCAUCUGACAGGAAAGACGUCGGUCCUAUUUUUGAUAUCAUAACUGUUAGAAGACGUUUCUGCUGCAACCUUAACGGCCUUUGCGACGACCCAGGAUGGAGUCAAACAGACAGACGGACUUGUAAUGAGCGAGAACGGCCAUCUGUGAAUUUCAGUCUUUUUCUUUUCUCUCCUUUUAGUCGGAAUUAUCCCUGAAAUAAUAAGCAGGAGUGUUUGUGAGGUUGCAGCUUCUUUUCAAAGCUGCUUUAAUCACUAUUAUAUACUUUAUUAUUACUUGUAUUAUGUCUCAAGUUUGGAAUUUGACAAAGUAUUUCAUAAUAUUAAAACAUUUUGACUUUUAAGCAUGCAUACUUCGACCAGUUUGCUGCCCAGGUAUGCUGCUCGCUUUUAUUUUGAAAAUCUUGUCUAAAAUAGUUCUUUUAACUGACACAAACUACAGCAGCGUGUACAAUGAGUAUUUUUAGCUUCAGGAAACUUAGACAGGAUGUAUGACUUUGUGGAUUGAACCUGUAACAUGAAGAAUUUACCUUUUUAAUAUCGCAGUAGCCUGAAGCAGCUAAACUCAUCUGAAAUCAUGCAUGCUCAAAAUUGAGAAUGUUCUACUAAAUCAACUUGAAGUGAUAAGGAAGAACCAUUUUACUGUUUUUAGCCUGUCAGAGUCUCUUCAAGGCAUGAAUCGCGUGGACGCAGGUCUUCCAUUCUCAGUUUUCUCGAGGAGUCUCUGUGGGAGAAUGAUUUUGGAACGACCAAAGGAAGCUCACAGUGCAUAUUUGUGUUUGACUACAUGACGUGUGUUGCUUUUAAAUUCAGGAGACGCUGAUUUCUUGUCAUCAAAUAACUCCCGCUGCAAUGUGGUUUGAUAAAAGUUCUGGCACAGUUUAAUCAGAUUUAACUUUGUAUUUUUCUUUUUCUUAUAGUAACCUAUUUAUUAAAGACUAACGACAUGGGUAGCCAGUUUUAAACUUUUGAUUUUAUACUAGUUUUUGCUUUUUUGUGACUUUUCAGGAUACAUGGUACAUUGUUUUGUUUUUGAAGCUGAGGAUUUAACAGAGCCUUAAAUAAUUUCUGUUGCACCCUGGUCUCAUGUUUCUUUUUCUUUUUUUUCUUCUCAAAGAUAUAAAAAGCUGUCGUCAUUUGGUAAUAAACAUACUGGCCUUUCUGCUUUUGUCA
Sebastes umbrosus (honeycomb rockfish) is the source of this 2530-nucleotide messenger RNA. It is a transcript of the gene rap2c, whose product is annotated as RAP2C, member of RAS oncogene family. Gene Ontology annotation, cellular component: plasma membrane. The record is from RefSeq and is a predicted model, not a curated record. Gene Ontology annotation, molecular function: GTP binding; GDP binding; GTPase activity. The transcript has 3 exons. Gene Ontology annotation, biological process: Rap protein signal transduction; negative regulation of cell migration. The coding region runs from base 687 to 1238 and encodes 183 amino acids. NCBI's taxonomy places the organism in Eukaryota, Metazoa, Chordata, Actinopteri, Perciformes, Sebastidae.